AUGACGUCCGUCACCCUUACAGCGGUGCACGCUGAACGUGGCUGCCGGUUCGGUGCCUGCCUCCUUCGAGACCGGAAGCGCAGUGUGGCCCGGAACACGUCAAGCGCAGGGAGCCCCUUGCAGCAGCUCCCGUCCCCGUCCCCGUCCCCGCGGGAGCUCAUCCUCUCAGGAGGAAAGGCCGCUCCGCCGGCCACCGAGCCGCCCCGCAGCAUCUCGGCUCCCCGCGCGCCGCCGCCACUGCCAGAACGCGGACCGCACUCGAGGGCCCGCAGGCCACGGCGCCCUCUCUGCGCCUGCGGCCUCCCUCCCUGCUGCACCCCCGUGGACUUUGCGCCCCAUGCCGCUGUCUGGCACCCCCGCUUGCUGCAGGUGCUGAUCCCGCGCCCGGACUCCCAGUUUCCCUGCGACCCGGCCUCCUGGCCUCCUUCAGCCCCCAGGACCAGCCAGGCGAUGUCCAACCCCAAGCCGGCCGAUGGCGAGCUGAGAGACGCAGUGGCCACGACUCCCAAGACUCCAGCGGUGCCUGCCCGGCGUGCGGCCGUGUCCCGCGGGCUCCAGGAGUUCUGA
Molecule: messenger RNA, 567 nt
Organism: Neogale vison (American mink)
Lineage: Eukaryota; Metazoa; Chordata; Mammalia; Carnivora; Mustelidae
Product: predicted GPI-anchored protein 58
Exons: 3
Coding region: 1-567 (188 amino acids)
Source: RefSeq, a predicted model, not a curated record